Molecule: messenger RNA, 3487 nt
Organism: Brienomyrus brachyistius
Lineage: Eukaryota; Metazoa; Chordata; Actinopteri; Osteoglossiformes; Mormyridae
Product: apoptosis-inducing factor 3
Exons: 20
Coding region: 538-2340 (600 amino acids)
Biological process (GO): execution phase of apoptosis
Cellular component (GO): mitochondrion; cytoplasm
Molecular function (GO): 2 iron, 2 sulfur cluster binding; oxidoreductase activity, acting on NAD(P)H; flavin adenine dinucleotide binding
Source: RefSeq, a predicted model, not a curated record
GCUGUGUUAGCAUCCCCCAGCAACUCCAUCAAUACUGCAUACAGCUGGAAGCCUGGCGAGGAUCCCCAUUGCAACCGUGGGAUCUGGUCAUCGUAAGCAGCCUGCUGCAUCAGCCCUGAACGCUGUGAUCGCGCUGCUGGAUGUUUCUGUCUUUUUUAUGUGAUUUUUUCCUCCCUUUUCCUGGGAGCUUAUGACUUUGAGAGCUAUGCCGUGGCAUUAACGGGCAGAAGGGAGGAGGACGGAGUACCCAGGGCUGAUUGUAACGAGGGGACAAAAGCUUGGGAUCUCUCUCCAAUAGCAUGCCAUCGCUCUCAGCAGGAUACCGGAAAGGAUCUCAUUGCACCUGCUCUUAACAGACUUGGGCUAUGAGAGGGAGCUGAUGUCUGCAAUGGCUAUACUGGACUUGCAGACCUUCACACCACAACAUCAACGCUUCUGCUGCCCCACCACUCGGCCUCCUCCCAGGAGAGUGUGACCUCCACCCCCACAUCUCCAGGGCUUCCUUCAGCUGCCUCUUAGUGUGACUCUGGACCCAUCAUGGGAGGAUGUCUUUCCAAACCCAAACCAGUUGAGGUUAAAGUUGAACUGACCCUGCUUGAGAAAGAGAAGGAAACAGACGUGAUGUCCCCCAAUGGCAAGGCCAGCCCGUUCUCGGACGGCAGACCCAACGGGGCCCCGGGACACUGCUCUGAUGAGGACUCCGCCCCAGCGCUGAGGUCCCACCACAAGCCCCAUGACUAUGUGGAGGCCUCCGUGUGCCACGUUAAAGACCUGGAGAAUGGACAAAUGAGAGAAGUAGAUCUGGGGAGUGGCAGAGCCCUACUGAUCAAGGAACACGGCGAGUUCUCUGCCAUAGGACACAAGUGUCCCCACUAUGGGGCACCGUUAGUCAAAGGGGUCUUAUCUAAGGGACAUGUGCGUUGUCCCUGGCAUGGGGCCUGCUUUAAUAUCUCCACUGGUGACAUUGAGGACUUUCCUGGAUUAGACAGCCUGCCCACCUUCCAGGUUAGAGUGGAAAAGGACAAGGUGAUAAUUCGGGCUAACAAGCAGGCUCUUCAGUCACAGAAAAGGACCAGGGCCAUGACAAAAUGCUCUGCGGUUGUUAACGCCAACACUGGCUUCAGCCAUGUGUUCAUCAUCGGAGCAGGUCCAGCUGGGCUGGUUUGUGCAGAAACGUUGAGACAGGAAGGCUUCACAGAUCGCAUUGUCAUGUGCACCAUGGACAAGCACCAGCCCUAUGACAGACCUAAACUGAGUAAGUCUCUGGAAAGCACAGCUGAACAUCUUAGACUGCGAUCAAUGGAGUUCUUCCAGAAUCAUGACAUAGAGUUACUAACAGAAAAGGAGGUAGCCUCGGUGGAUGUAAGGUCCAAGACGGUUACAUUUCGGGAUGGCUUGAAAAUGGAAUAUAGAAAACUCUUUAUUGCCACUGGAAGCAAACCCAAGCCAUUGAACUACAAAGGCAAAGACGUGGAAAAUGUCUUUUACCUCAGAACACCAGAAGAUGCCAACAAUAUAGCCAGGCUCGUGAACAACAAGAACGCUGUCAUUGUGGGGACGUCAUUUAUCGGCAUGGAAGUAGCUGCAGCUCUAACUGACAAGGCUCACUCUGUCUCCGUCAUUGGCAUCGAGUCUGUCCCUUUCCGGAAAGUUCUGGGAGAAAAAGUUGGAAAGGCAAUAAUGAAGAUGUUCGAGACCAACCGGGUGAAGUUCUACAUGCUGAACGAGGUUUCAGAGAUGCGAGGUCAACACGGACAGUUGAAAGAAGUAGUCCUGAAAAGCGGAAAAGUUCUGAGGGCCGAUGUAUGUGUCAUUGGCACAGGAUCGAUCCCAGCCACUUCCUUCUUAAAACAGAGUGGGAUACACAUGGACUCAAAGGGUUUCAUAAGUGUCAGCAAGAUGAUGCAGACCAAUGUGGAUGGGGUCUUCGCUGGGGGGGACGUGGCCAUGUUCCCCCUGUCGCUGCGUAGCAAUAAGAAGGUGAACGUCCCCCACUGGCAGAUGGCGCACAUGCACGGGCGAGUGGCAGCACUCAAUAUGAUGGGCAGGAUUGUCGAAAUCAAAACCGUGCCUUACUUCUGGACGGCCAUGUUUGGAAAGAGCAUAAGAUAUGCAGGUCAUGGGGAGGGGUUUGAUGAUGUCAUCAUCCAGGGAGAUCUGGACGAGCUGAAGUUUGUGGCCUUCUAUACCAAGAGCGAGGAGGUGGUGGCGGUAGCCAGCAUGAACUACGACCCAAUAGUGUCGCGUGUGGCAGAGGUGUUUGGAUCCGGAAAGGGGAUCAAGAAAAGGGACGUAGAGACUGGAGACAUGUCUUGGCUGAUAGAUAAGGGUACGCAGUGAAGAUCUCGAAUUGCCCUGUGCAGCUUCAAGCCGAAAGCUUCUGGAACCUUCCUGGGACCAGAACUCACGGUGCUGUGGAAAAAAACCCACCUGCAGACCAAGGGAACAUUCCCUCAAUGGACCGGUCUGGGUUACCCCCCUUCCCAACCCCCUCAAGGGAGAUGACCUGCUGAACCUGAAACGUACGGAUUUACACAACUAACACCGAACGUUAACUCACCAUGAGUGGUUUUAAUGAGCUCAGAAGCCUUAGGGCAAAUCUUGGGAUUGGCUUCUUUUCCUGAUUGGACCACGAAGCAAUACCGGGAUUCAAUUCCGUGCUUGUGCAUGUUGUAUCUACCUGGAAACUUUAUUUAUAGGUCGAUUGUCAUUUUUGUACAUUUAAAAUUUGUACAGUUAUAACUUGCAACUCCAAGCAGAUUAACAAUUCAGAGAGAUUUAUAUCAAUCUUUUGAGAAUUUGAAAUAUAUAUAUACACAACAUUGCUUGGCUGCAACAUGGGAGCUGGGUCUAUAUUUAGGUUUUUCUUCUUCCAAAUAUAUAUAUGUAUAUGUAUUAAUGUUCUUGUAGCACCCAAAAAAUCAACACUAAGGAUUCUACUUCGAGCCAUUAUUCUGAAUACUCAAACUGGGGAAGGAAAAAAUAAGCAAAGUUGUCAUCCUUAGAAGCCAUAAUAAAGACAGACCGUAAAUGAUAGUGCCACCAUGUGGAGACACAGAAGAAUUGCAUAUGCAAUAUUUUGGGGGGAAAAAAAGCCUAACCAUCUGACAUUGUGUCAAAAAAAAAAAAAUUGCAAGCAAGCAGGCAGUAGCUGCAUUACAUGUAUAAUCUCAGAGCAUGAAACCCCUAUAUACUAGCAUAUAGCCUCUAAUUAAAAGCAGGACGAGUAUCAGAUUGUCUUCUUGCUCUGCUCUUAAAGGAAAUGUAUAUCUUUGCGUAAACAAAUGUCGCCAUGCAAUGCAGGAUGGAAUUGCGUAGCGUGUAUUUCCCUGCACCUGGGCACCUAUGGUAACUGCUAAAUUACAUUUUAGACAUUUAUGCUUUUCAUGGAUGCUCUUUGUUACUAACUCAGGGACCUGAGGUUUGGGGCAGGGUUCUGUGACCGGUGUUGUUGCCAAAAUAAAUCUUCUCUUAUUUUCCUACCUGA